AAGAUUUGAACCGACCGAAAAGGUUAUUUGUUUCUUCAAAUGAAAUUGUGAUUGAUUUUUUUCGAACUACUCAAUGUCCUAAUUUCAUCCGAAUUGAGGGGCAAAGCUGAAUCUGGAAACUUACUACUGAUAUUGGAAUGUUUUUGGUAUAUGUUGGUAGUGAUGUCUGCCGCUCCUAUUAUCAAAUGUCAAAGUCACGUCAGCUUGCACGUGCAGAGUCAGAGAUAGACUCGUUGCGUCAAAGCAGCGAUUCAAUGAGAAGGGGAUACGAAAGGGAAGUUGCUGAAAUGAAAAUUGAGAACAGCGUCAUGAAGGACAAAAUGGAAAGAUUGAACGAAUUGUCGGCGGAGAACCUUAUGCUGGCGUCUGACGCCGCAGAUUUGCAAGGCGAGCUGUGUGAGCUGAGAGAAGAGGCGAGAGAUUUACGGAAUCGUUGUCAUGAGCUUACUGAAGAUAAUAGAGGCCUAAAAAUGGAAGUUCGAGAUCUCAGACGACAUAUUGAUGCCAUUUCGAAAAACCGAAAUGUCGACCCAAGGCAAGAACUUAUUGAAAAGAUCGACUAUUACCAAUCCGAACACGACAGAUUGCUAGAAGAGAUUCGUUCAUUGAAGCAGAGACUUGGUGACGUCACUCCUCGGAGUCCAAGAGCUCGUAGUCCUUGCUUGAGAAGUUCUAGUCCGCAAAGAUCUUCGAGUCCACAUAGAUCGUGCAGCCCUAGACGAAGUUCACCGUCAAGAUCUCAGCAUUCUUCUUCGUCGAAGGGUGUCCGUUUUUCCGAUACACAACCAGAGAGAACCGCGGCAGGAGAUGCACUCGCGGCAGUAACGGCUACUAUGCAUGCAGCAGAACGUGUGAUGAGAGACAAGAACAUGUCGCCAUCGGUUGCGCUUAACCUGAGAGAUUUAACUAUGGACAGAUAUCAAAAGCAUAUGGAAGGAGAAUCUCCUCGUUCAUUGGACAGCGACAGCACUGAAUUUCUUCUUAAGCCAAGCUGUUCUGAAAACGGAUCUAAGAAUAUGACGUCAUCAUCAUGUGCACGUCAGUUAAUGGUUGAUGACGAAGACGAUGACGUUGAAUUCAACGAAUCAAGCAAGCCAAGAAUAGUGAAUGGAACGACUCGAUCGAGUGAGAUUGAUAUUCUUGAUUGGCUCAAGAAACACGGUUCCCCAGGGCGAUCCCGGGAUUGUUCAAGAAGGUCUGGUGGCGGAAGAAUCACUCCAACAUCUCGUUCUAGAUCAACAUCCCCUCCUCUUGGUGCAGCCGGGUAUCGAUCCAUCAGCCCUCGGACCAGAGCUCAGAGAUCUGUCAGCCCCUGCAAUAGAGGACAGAGAUCCUGCAGUCCACGUAAUAUGUCGUCACAAACGAAGUCUUCUAAAUGCUCAACUGAGUAUCCUCCAGAAAUCAGUCGGUCACUUCCAAGACGUGCAUUUGCGCCAAGAAAUCCAUCCGAUCUCAAGUUAGGAUAUGCAAUUAAAUUCACAAGGCCCGGUGGAAAAGUGAGUCGUGGCAACGUGAAAUACGUCGGUCAUCUACCGGGAAGAUCGGAAGUAUUUGUCGGAGUUGAAUCAGAUAAUUUUGACGGGAAGCAUUGUGGAACGUUUCAAGGCUCGAAGUAUUUCAGUUGCCCACCAAACAAAGGAAUAUUUGCUCCGUUCAGCAAGAUUAUAAUGGCUUGGGAAUAAAUAGAAUAUAUCACAUCUAUACAAACAAAAGAACGGAAAAAAUACCGUGGAAAUUAAAACAUAUCAAAGCUUAAAUUAUCUAAAUACAAUUCUAUUAUUUUUAUAUUAUCCGAACUUCUUGAUUGCGAUUUCUUUUAAAUAUAGUGUGGCUGUAAAUGGCUGUAGUAUUUAAUUAUGGGUCAUGAUCCUUAAGUGAUGGUAUUAUGAUGUCAUCGUUUUAUGUCGUCAUGCUUUAUGACGCCACGUUUCUACUUUAUAUCUCUUACUUGAAAUUCCUAAUAUGGCAAUAGUCCCAAUCGCUCACUUAAAGCAGUAUCCCACGGAAUCGGAAACUCUAUUAGCAUACAGAAAUUGAGGAAUAGCAUUUACGAUUGUCACACAGUAAGUAUUUGUAAAUGUAGGUAAUCCAUAAGGAUAAUUAAGGAUGAUUUUUACUUUUAUAUUUCAGUAACUGAACUGAAGCUUUGUACAUAGCCUUAUAUUACUAGUGUAGUGUUUAAUUUCUAUAUUUUUUCGACACUGUAAUUAUUCCCAAUAUGAAUACUAGUGUGGCUUAGGAAGUUAGUUCAGCUAUCUUUUUAUAUGUUUAUCUUAUGAUUUUUUUUUUACUUUCAAACUCAAAUUCCAACCAGAUAGCGCAAAUAGCAAAUAAGUUUUAUAUUUUAACUUAGCAACACCUGUUAUUUUGAUUUAUAUAAUAUAAUAUGUGAACGGAUAUAUGGUAGAAAAUAAUAAAUAACCGCGUACAGAAUAAUUUUGGUCAAUUUUCAGAUAGACUUUUAAAUUAAUAUAUAAUUAGUGUUCAACAAUUAAAACUUAUAAUUGCCACUUUGUGUAUGAACAAAUCUAUUUUUGUCGAAGGAAGGACGCGUCGAUUAAACGAUCAAAAAGUAAUGCUAUUGGAAAAGAUUUUGCGGUUUCCGAAAAUUCUUCUCAAGAAGAAUAUAUAAAUGGUCAUUGUUAGGGUUGCAUUUUGCCGUGAAGUGAUAAACUUUAUUAACAGUAAACGUAUUGUGUAGCUCACUUAAAAUCAAACUUGCUAUCAAAUGGCAGCCCGUUCAAUACACCUGCGUGGAGUCCAUUCAAAUGGCGAUUGGGACCAUGAAACUAUUCCUACAAAUAUUCUAACUAUGUGGAAUAUUUCUCAUGGAAGGUGGAAUCUUUCGAAGUAAUAGUUUUCUGAAUGGAAUUUACUUAGUACUGUAUUAAUUAUUAGACAAACUGUAGGAUCGGUGGUCAAUAUACUUGUCUUCGUGAAAGUUAUUAGGUGCUGGUGGCGUUGAAAGUUUGGGAAUGCCUCGUUAUAUUAUCAGAAGACUUACCUAGUUGACACAAUGUAUGGUUAAAUUUGUUCUCCCAUCAUAAAUGUGAACUACUUGUCUGAGAAAGGCUGAGUAUUAGUCAGAUUGAACGUUACACUAGAAAAUUUAGGAUGGUGUGAUGUAAGACUUUAAACAAUUCAAUAUGUUUUAUAUCUGUUUGUAGACUAAUUUGAAAUGAUCUCCCUCACUGUUUUCGUAGCAUUAUAUUCACCUUUUACAUGUUUAAUACAAUUUAAAUUAGAUUUAUUUUUAAUUUUUCAUAGUAAUUUAAGUUUUGUAAUUUAAAUUAAAAAAAUAUACCCAAUAAAAAUUUGUUUAAUUUUUUUUGUGUUUUAACCAAUAUUUUGAUAUCUUUUACCCAUAACCCAUAUAUUGUUGCAGUAAAACCAAAUUUGCUUAUGUCACAUUUUAUGGUUCUGAGAAAAAACGCAAUUUUGUGUUAUUUUUAAAUCUGCACAGCCAAACCUGAAAAUAGACAUAAUACUAAAAAAUGUACAUCUUUUGAACCCAUGCUCUUGGUCCAUAUUGGCAGAAGCCUAUCUCUGAAAAAUGUGACAUCAGCUAUACUUCGGUUUUACUGCAGCAAUGUACACUUUCGAAAUAACAUAAAAAAAUUCUUUUCAACGAAUUUUAAGACUACACUAAGCUUCCCAUUUUUAUUGUAAUAAGUCCUGAUGAAUUUUUUUUCUCAAUUUUUUUAAAAAUCGUAAUUAUUUUUUAUAUCAAUUCACGUAGAUAUAAUUUGCGUUAUUUAACUUUUUAUUAUGUGUUUUAUUCCGAGUAGUAGUUUAUAAAUUCUAGCAAUAAAAUGCUCAACUAUAUAGUCCUUUGCGCCGGUAGAAGUGUUAUGUUAUCGUAGCUUCAUUUAUCACCAAUAAGGCACGUUCUUAUCUCCACUGUGACGCUUAAAUUUAUUAGAAAUUUUGCGUUUUGUAGGCUCGACUUGAAAAUAGCUUUGUUUUACUUCUAGCUCAGCUACUUCUUAUCCCAAUCCUCUUCGAAACUUGUAAUAGCUAUGAAAGUAUUCGAUAAGCAAAACUUAGAUUUCAAUGACGGACAGAAAUAUUCAAAUCCUAAGGUAACGUCAAAGACCUUUAUCGAGUCGAUUUAAUUUUUUGAAUUUUAGGGUAUUUUCGCAAUAACUAAAAAUAUUUAAAAUAUGAUAUUCAUUUUGUACAGAACCCGCGUCAAAAUUUCCAGCUUAAUGUUAUAUUCAUCCAGCGAGACUUCGAUUAUAAGGCGAACAGAAUUGCCAAUAUCGUCAAACACUUCAUUGCGUCCUUUUUUUGAGGUUUAGAGUACUUUUGCAAAAAAUUUAUCGAAAAUGAUAUUGUUUUUUUAAUUGUAUUGAUAUCUUUUAAUACCAAUAUUCCGGUAUUAUAUUAUUGUAAUAUAGAUUCUACAACCUGACAUAGAUAUGAAUACCUGUUUUUAUCAUACCAUUAGCAUAAAUGAGUGAAUACUAUAAUUUUAUUUUGUAGAAGAACCAAUUUUUCAUUUUAUCCUCGAUGGUAAAACAUAGAGUAGUGAGUUCGGGACAUGUGGAUCAUAUUUGCCAAACUAUUGUAUAUCCUACAUAUCGAUGGAAACGUAUUGUUAAUAAUUACAAUACAGUACAGUAUUAUUUUAUAUGAUAGACACCCUAGUAAUGAAACUUAAUUUCAAAUUUCUAUGUGUAUUUAAUUUUUAUUUUAUGCCCUGCUUUGAUUCUGAAUUAGUUUUUGUCGAAAUAUAAACUAACAGUGUGCUUGGCAUGAAACCAUAUAAGAAGCUAUUCUAUAACGUAUAUUUUUAUACCUUUUUAAAUUCAAUUUGGGUCUAUAAACAUUACAAAAACAAUUUUGAUAUCAAUAUACAUGUUAGCAUGUUUCUUGCUUUUCAUUAAAGCUUUUGUGCCAAACUAGUUAACCGGUAUCUUUUAUAUUAUCAAGCGUAUAUCGUCAUUAGAUUUGAUCGCACUGUUUCAAAACUUUAUACUAAUUUGACAUUAUGUAUCGUUAGCCUAUAAUGACUCAAAUAGCGUUUAUAAAAAUAUAUUUUCUAUACAUCAA
Molecule: messenger RNA, 5055 nt
Organism: Styela clava
Lineage: Eukaryota; Metazoa; Chordata; Ascidiacea; Stolidobranchia; Styelidae
Source: RefSeq, a predicted model, not a curated record